Messenger RNA from Iphiclides podalirius (scarce swallowtail), 1011 nucleotides. The record is from the annotation of a GenBank genome assembly. NCBI's taxonomy places the organism in Eukaryota, Metazoa, Arthropoda, Insecta, Lepidoptera, Papilionidae.
AUGGCGAAUCGUGCGGCAGCAUCUAGACGCGUUCCUGAAAAUGAAGCAGCAAUUACAUAUGUUCAGUGUGAUGGAUUGGCGGUGAUGAAAAUAGUUAAGCAUUGCCAUGAGGAAUCCUGCAGUAAUAUGGAAGUGGCCCAAGGUGCUUUAUUGGGUUUGGUCGUUGAGAACAGACUGGAGAUCACUAAUUGUUUCCCAUUCCCCAAACAUGAUGAUACAAUGGAUGAGGAAGAAUACCAACUUGACAUGAUGCGCAGACUUCGCAGGGUCAAUGUUGAUCAUUUCCAUGUGGGAUGGUAUCAGAGUGCUGAUGUUGGCAACUUUCUGAGUCAGUCCUUGUUAGAAUCACAAUAUCACUAUCAAACCUCCAUUGAAGAGAGUGUUGUUGUCAUUUAUGACACUAAGAAAUCGGCUAGAGGAUUCUUAACCUUAAAGGCAUACCGAUUAACUCCUCAGGCAAUAGCUAUGUACAAAGAUGGUGACUACACACCAGAUGCGCUACGUAACUUGAAGAUAGGUUAUGAAAGCCUGUUCAUUGAAGUACCGAUUGUUAUACGCAACUCACCCUUGACCAAUAUAAUGAUGUCUGAGCUCACAGAGAUGAUUCCAGAAGAAGAGGGCUCAAAGUUUUUGGAUUUGGGAACUGCGUCAGUACUUGAAGGCCAGCUUCGCAGCUUGAUGGAGCGCGUAGAUGAGUUGAAUCAAGAGGCCAUCAAAUUCAACCGCUAUCAACAGCUGGUGGUCAGGCAGCAGCAAGACAAGCACCGCUGGUUGUUGAAGAGGGCUCAAGAAAACUCGGCCAGAGCCGCAAAGGAUGAGCCCCCACUACCGGAAGAGGAUGUGAACAAGCUAUUCAAGCCCCAUCCAGUGCCACCAAGGCUCAACCCUAUGAUUGUGGCUGGCCAGAUCAACACCUACAGUCAGCACAUUAGCCAAUUCUGCUCCCAAAGCCUCGCCAAGUUGUAUCUUACGCAAGCGCUGCAGAAUGCCAAGGAGGCGAAGCAGAGCAAU